Molecule: messenger RNA, 2137 nt
Organism: Chelmon rostratus (copperband butterflyfish)
Lineage: Eukaryota; Metazoa; Chordata; Actinopteri; Chaetodontiformes; Chaetodontidae
Gene: pdhb
Product: pyruvate dehydrogenase E1 subunit beta
Exons: 11
Coding region: 31-1113 (360 amino acids)
Biological process (GO): pyruvate decarboxylation to acetyl-CoA
Molecular function (GO): pyruvate dehydrogenase (acetyl-transferring) activity
Source: RefSeq, a predicted model, not a curated record
GCCUUACCUCUGGCAGAGGACAGGUUAAACAUGGCGGCGUCCCUGAGGUGCUUUCUCCGAACAGGAAAGAAUGCCGCGUCGGCUCUGCGACGACGGGAAUUUCACAGGACUGUUCCGGCCGCUGUGCAGGUGACCGUCCGUGAUGCCCUGAACCAGGCAAUGGACGAGGAGCUGGAGAGGGACGAGCGUGUGUUCCUGUUGGGUGAGGAGGUGGCCCAGUACGACGGAGCCUACAAGGUCAGCAGGGGUCUGUGGAAGAAGUACGGAGACAAACGCAUCAUCGACACUCCGAUCACAGAGAUGGGUUUUGCCGGCAUCGCAGUGGGAGCCGCCAUGGCUGGCCUGAGACCCAUCUGUGAGUUCAUGACCUUUAACUUCUCCAUGCAAGCCAUUGACCAAGUCAUCAACUCUGCAGCAAAGACCUACUACAUGUCAGCCGGUCUGCAGUCGGUGCCCAUCGUCUUCAGAGGACCCAACGGAGCGUCAGCAGGUGUCGCUGCACAGCACUCACAGUGCUUCGCUGCAUGGUACGGUCACUGUCCAGGUCUGAAGGUUGUGAGUCCCUGGAACUCAGAAGAUGCAAAAGGUCUCCUGAAGUCAGCCAUCAGAGACGACAACCCCGUGGUGUUCCUGGAAAACGAGCUGAUGUACGGUGUUCCCUUCGAGAUGUCGGAGGAGUCACAGUCCAAAGACUUCACCGUUCCCAUCGGCAAGGCCAAGAUUGAGAGACAAGGGAAUCACGUCACUUUGGUCAGUCACUCUCGGUACGUCGGUUACUGCCUGGAUGCUGCUGCCGUCCUCGCCAAGGAGGGAAUCGAGUGUGAGGUGAUCAACCUGCGAACCAUCCGUCCUAUGGAUGUGGAGAGUAUUGAAGCCAGUGUGAUGAAGACCAACCACCUGGUGACCGUGGAGGGCGGCUGGCCUCAGUUUGGGGUUGGAGCUGAGAUCUGCGCCAGGAUCAUGGAAGGUCCCGCCUUCAAUUACCUGGAUGCUCCGGCUACCAGGGUGACAGGCGUUGACAUCCCCAUGCCAUACGCCAAAAUCCUGGAGGACAACAGCCUGCCGCAGAUCAAAGACAUCAUCUUCUCUGUCAAAAAGACCCUGAACGUCUGAGACACACACACACACACACACACACACACACACACACAAACACACAGGCAAACCCACCUGAAUCCUCUUUGUGUUCACACAGACGAUGGAAACAUCGUCCAGUUAAACAUUUGAAUCAUGUGUAAAUACAGCCAAACGGGUCCUUUUAAACGCUCCAGAUUGAUGUUUACAGCACACAGCUGUUUAUCUGCGCCCAGAGCGGUGGACACGCAGGGUUCUGUCAACUCGCCGCCUCUGUAAGUCGGUCCCAAACUUGACUGAACUCUGUGUUUGAGACUCUGGCUGCUCUCUCCACUAUCUCCCCGUCAAAAUAGAAGUUGCUCUAUCCUGUAAGCUUUUCUGUGUUUCUGAGGAUCUUUGAUAACAACAAACCUGCUGAGCACAAAAAAUAUCAGGAUUUGCUCAGUCUGCAGGGCUGAGAGCUGGCAGGGCCACGCAACUGGUUAUUUAUGUAAAGAAUUGUGUGUAUUUUAUGUCUUUGCCCCUCCAGAAGAUCUGAAUUAGGAAACAUGACUAACUUUAGAUUGCCAUUUAUUACGGCUUUUGCCAUUUAUUUAGGCUAAGAUCUUUGAUAUUGAUGCCACUUUUUUUUAUGAAAAAAUGGGUUAAAACCUGGUAAUAUUCCCCCAAGUAUUGGGAAAAGUUCUCAAUCUGAUAAAACAUCUGGUGAAAUGAACAAACUGAGCAAAAAGUAGCUGAAAAGGAGUUUGAGUCCUGAGUUUGUUCCUGUGUGCUCUCAAAUUUAGACUUGAAGACUGAUUCAAACUUAAUCUUUGCUCUCAGGAGGCUUGUUGUUAAUAAACUUCCACAUAUUUCUAACCACCAAAACAUAUUCAGUCUAUUAACUUAAUUCCUCGCACUGACUCGGGUUCGUCUCUGAAAGCAGCAGUGAAGAAGAAUGAACCAGCUGCGUGCUGGAGGUGGAGUGUGGUCAGGAAUAUUUAUUGUAGCUGCAGCAGCUCUGUGGAUGUUUUUGUUGCUGUAAAUGACUCUGUUACAGAAAUAAAAACCUUUCAGUCCUUCA